Magnolia sinica is the source of this 1453-nucleotide messenger RNA. RefSeq names its product ATPase GET3A-like. NCBI's taxonomy places the organism in Eukaryota, Viridiplantae, Streptophyta, Magnoliopsida, Magnoliales, Magnoliaceae. Gene Ontology annotation, biological process: post-translational protein targeting to endoplasmic reticulum membrane. Gene Ontology annotation, molecular function: ATP hydrolysis activity; ATP binding. Gene Ontology annotation, cellular component: GET complex. The transcript is spliced from 7 exons. The record is from RefSeq and is a predicted model, not a curated record. Bases 69 to 1148 code for a protein of 359 amino acids.
UUUUCCUUUUUCAAACACCUCUCUCUCCAUCUGCAGAACGAAACCAUCGACUUCAAUCUAUCCGUCGGAUGGCGUCUGAGGAGGAAGUGCCGGAAGGGACUGUGCAGAACAUCUUGGAUCAGGAGAGCCUGAAAUGGGUUUUCGUCGGAGGUAAGGGCGGUGUCGGAAAGACGACGUGCAGCUCCAUCCUUUCCAUUCUUCUUUCCAAGGUCCGCGCCUCUGUUCUGAUCAUCUCGACGGACCCUGCUCAUAAUCUCAGCGACGCUUUCCAGCAGCGAUUCACCAAAAUCCCCACAUUAGUCAAUGGCUUCACGAAUCUCUUCGCAAUGGAAGUGGAUCCGAAUGUAGAAAAUGAUGACUUGCCUAAUGUAGAAGGGAUGGAUAGCUUUUUUUCCGAUCUAGCAAAUUCAAUUCCCGGAAUUGAUGAAGCCAUGAGCUUUGCAGAGAUGCUGAGGUUGGUGCAAACAAUGGAUUAUUCAGUUAUAGUGUUUGAUACGGCUCCAACUGGCCAUACAUUGCGGCUUCUGCAAUUCCCCACAACAUUAGAGAAGGGGAUGGACAAAAUGAUGAGCUUGAGAAAUAGAUUCAGUGGCCUGUUGAAUCAGGUGACUCGAAUUUUUGGCAUUCAUGAGGAAUUUGGUGAGGAUGCAAUGUUAGGAAAGCUUGAAGGCAUGAGAAAUGUGAUUGAGCAAGUGAAUAGGCAAUUCAAGGAUCCUGAUUUGACGACUUUUGUCUGCAUUUGCAUUCCGGAAUUCCUCUCUCUCUAUGAAACAGAGAGGUUGGUGCAAGAACUUGCAAAGUUUGAGAUCGACACUCACAAUAUCCUCAUUAAUCAAGUACUUUUCGAUGAAGAAGGCGUUGAGUCCAAGUUGCUGAAAGCACGAAUGCGGAUGCAGCAAAAAUAUAUCGAUCAGUUCUACAUGUUGUACGAUGACUUCCACAUCACUAAGUUGCCCUUGCUUCCGCAAGAGGUGUGUGGAGUUGAAGCUUUGAAAGGAUUUUCUGAUAAAUUUCUAUCACCAUUCAAUCCCUCUACUACCGAAGAGACAGUAGAGGAUCUGGAGCAAAAGGUGUCCUUGCUACAGUCACAGCUUCAAGAAGCCGAGACAGAGCUAGAAAUACUGAGAAAAGGAAAGCAGAAGGCCUGAUCUGUUGGCUUCGAUUCUCUGUUCCAAUUCUUUCAAUUUUUUUUUUCCUGCUGCAGUCAGAUGCAAGUGGAUUGAGCUGCUUCUAAAGACUUACUGUAUCUGAGUUUCAAAGGCUCUCUCUCUCUCUCUCUCUCUCUCUCUCUCUCUCUCUCUCUCUCAUGCAAAUCCAAUUUCAUGGAUGUGUGUCAGCUCAUUGUUUUGGAUCUGAUUGCUGAACUAGAUUGGAAUCUAACUUAAGAAGUAUUUUAUCAAUAACAGAAACUUAGAAUAUCAACAUUUCAAAAUGAGCAUUCAUUUCAUCAGCA